Messenger RNA from Nicrophorus vespilloides, 1447 nucleotides. RefSeq lists its product as uncharacterized. Bases 289 to 1206 code for a protein of 305 amino acids. NCBI's taxonomy places the organism in Eukaryota, Metazoa, Arthropoda, Insecta, Coleoptera, Silphidae. The record is from RefSeq and is a predicted model, not a curated record. Gene Ontology annotation, molecular function: RNA polymerase II cis-regulatory region sequence-specific DNA binding; DNA-binding transcription factor activity, RNA polymerase II-specific. Gene Ontology annotation, biological process: regulation of transcription by RNA polymerase II. The transcript is spliced from 3 exons. Gene Ontology annotation, cellular component: nucleus.
AGAGUUAUUCCGGAGUCGCCGGAGUAUCGAAGCCGCAUUUGCGCUUGGUAGAUCGUGUCGCUAGUACCAUCAGAAGGAUUCAAACAGAAAAACUUUUACGAAAGACCGAAAUUGUGCGUGCUUCUAGUUCACUUUUCUACCUUCGAAAAUACAAACCCAUGACUCAUAACUGACCCAUGCGGAACACCCUUCGACGUGAAAGCUAGCUUCGAGUGCGGUGCUUCAUUUCCAAACUAUGGAUUAACCCUACACACAUCCCAAGAAUCAAAGAACAGGCCAAGUGACAACAUGUAUCAAUCGACGAUUCCAAUUGAACACCGGAUGUCGACUUUGACAAUACGUUCGAAUAACCAAGAGCAGCCGGAGUACGGCUACAACAAUCGCGUUCUUUCGAAAUACGACUCGUACCACGGUCUGCUGUACAGGGAGGACCAUCGCAGAAGAUUGUCCUCGACCGGAGAGGGAAGCGGGGACUCGAGUACUACCACUUCCGGUUACAGCGAGAAGGAGGAUGGAAGCGAGGGACGGGCAGAGAGCGAGGAGAACGACAGGGAAACCGAAAGUCCCAGGGCCGAAAGUCCGACCGACGGUAGAAUAAGCGACGAUGAACGGCAGCAAGUCGAAACAUUCUUCAGGGGAUUGAAGACACAGGUAUUUGUGAGUGGAUCGCUAGCAAAUCUGUACACGAAAACGCCAAAUGAUCAAGACUGGCAGAUCAAGUUUCCCGGCAUUCCUGUGGUGAUUUUGGAUGUCGGCGAGGCGAGGUCCAGGAAUAAGCGUCGAAUACAAAUCGUGCUCGCAGAAAGGGGGACUUGUUUCAUGCUUUGGCGCGACACAAUAGACAAUCUGACGUCUUACAAAGUGUCCUCGUCUGCUUUCCACACAAUGUACUAUUCCGAAGAUCACACGGUCCAAGUUGGAUUCAGUUUCGACAUCGAAGAAGCAGCAAGGGAAAUGUGGACGCAUAUCGAGCGACUCGUCUCCGAUCCGGAAAACAUUUCCCUCUCGAUGCCCGGCAAAAAGAAGAAGAAAAAGGAGAAGAAGGCCCCGAAACCGUCGCCGUUGCCACAGAAAACGCAGAUCUCUUUGCCGUGCUGUUUCCAGCACGUCACCAAUAUCGACCACGACGACCGGACCAAGUAUUACUCCUUGAAGGAGUUCCUCCCCAGGAGUUCGGGCUUCAACAAAAUAAGGGAUGACUUUUAAUUUAUUUGAAAUAUCAAAAAACAAGCAACCUUUUAUACUUAACAUCCAAAAAAAAAUAUAAACAAAUCGAUUUCGACUGACUUAUUAACUAGAUCGCAAUUAUUUUAAUAUUGUAGUUUGUAUCGAUGUAAGUUAUAUGUGUCACAUAUCUAAAAAAACAAAAGUAAAAAGCUAAAACUAUAUAUCAUCAAUUUAUAUAUUAUUAUAUAAUGACGUCACGAAAAGAAUAUACAUAGUGUGC